This is a messenger RNA of Zychaea mexicana, 3057 nucleotides long. Its product is annotated as exocyst complex component Sec10-like protein. The transcript has 16 exons. NCBI's taxonomy places the organism in Eukaryota, Fungi, Mucoromycota, Mucoromycetes, Mucorales, Lichtheimiaceae. Gene Ontology annotation, biological process: Golgi to plasma membrane transport; exocytosis. The record is from RefSeq and is a predicted model, not a curated record. Bases 47 to 2731 code for a protein of 894 amino acids. Gene Ontology annotation, cellular component: cytoplasm; exocyst.
CCUCGACGAAUCCCAACGUUUUCCUCUACUUUGCAUAUACGGGAAAAUGUCAGCUUCAUCACGGUCGAGAGGUGGUGCCCGACUAUUCGACCUUUCUUCCGAUGUCAAGAAACUCUUGACGAUUGACACAUUUAAGGGAAAUGUGUCAACCGAUGACUUUAUGGAAAAAAUAUCGAGCGACUUAGUGAGCCAGUUGAAAGAUCAAGCUGGUGCAGCUGCAUUCGAUCCAAAACCGUUCGUUCGAACCUUUGAGAAUGUGCUUGAAGAACUAGUACAGCUUCGGACACGAGUACAGGAGCAGUGCGACGAACUAGAAAAUUCAACACAAAUUGUUGAGCAUCAAUAUAAACAAGAUAUUGCGGAUAUGCAAAGCGCGUUCGAGGAUGUUUAUCGCUCAUACGAUAGUUUAGAAAGUCAUAUCGGUGACGUUGGAAACACAGCAAUUCGGAUUGGUGAACAGCUCGAGACAAUCGAUAAACAACGGUCAAGAGCAUCCGAAAGUCGCGACAUUAUCGAAUACUUUAUGGAGUUCCAAGAAGGCAAUUCCGAACGAUUAAGUCUGCUAUGUGAAGGUGGCGAUGAGGGUCAGCUUAAGGCUGCAAUCAUCUGCCGACGUCUCAAUGCUGUUGCCAAGGAGGUGGAUAAUGAUGUGAAGGCUCGUAUAGGCAUCGAGAAGUUUUGUGAAAGCUUUGAAAAGGAGAUGCUCGAAGAUUUUGAUCGGGCAUACAAAGAAGGCGAUCCGCGUGUCAUGGCACAUCGGGCAAAGGUUUUAUUCGAGUUCAAUGGUGGCGCUUCUUGCGUGCAGACCUAUGUCAAUCAGCACGAAUUUUUCAUAUCCAAUAAAAAGAUUGAGGAAAUGGAGGAACUACGGAGAUCCGAAGAUAAUUUCGAUCUGUCAAAUCCGAAUAUCCCACCUCCCGAGGUUGAUACAAGUUUAGUGAAACUAUACGAUGAUAUCCGUAUUACCGUGCGUAAAGAGGCAAACAUCAUUUCAGCCGUGUUCCCUCAGCCUGCCACAGUCAUGCAAGUUUUUCUCCAACGCAUUUUUGCUCAAUCUAUCCUAAACCACGUCGAACUACUACUCUCACGAGCAGAACGCUAUUCCCAUCUGGCGUAUUUGAGAACAUUGGCAUCCACUCAUGCAGAGACCAAACGUCUGAUAGAUAACCUCAAGUUUUACUGCGACAAGGAAGCAAAGUUGACAGAUGCUGCUGAUGCAAGCGGGCUACUUACAUCGGCAUCGCCUGAGGAAGCGCUGGAUCGCUGUAUGGGCGACUUGUUUGUGCCCUAUACCGAAGCCGAUCGCUACUUGACACGCGAAAAACAGGCACUGAACGAGCUGUUUGGUCGAAUUAUCGCAGAGUUCUUAAACUACAUGCAAGAACGCAAAAAGAACUCUGCGCGAAACCAAUCUGUGUUAACACGUACGCUCAACCAAAUAUCAGCAUCCACUUCAGGUGCAAUGUUAUAUCCAACUUCACCAUCCACGCCUUCGGACCAACCAGCGGCGGCAACGUCGACCAAUCCGUUCGAGCGCGGUUUUGACGGAGGAUCACCGGGCUUUACCGAAAACGGGGGACGAAAUGCCGCCGCUGGUGGUGCUGGUAAUGGAGGCAUGAUGGGCGGUGUGGCUGCUGCUGACAGCGGCAAUCUGAUUACGGUCGAUGACGAUGGGUUUAAACUACUUUCACGCGAUGCUAUCAUGCGGAUGCUAAACAUUCACGCGGAAGCCAUCGUGCGUUGUAUGGAGCUUUCAGAUACACAAGAUUUGCCGACAUCCAUCUUAUUCCUAUACAGCGUGUUACUCGAUUUUAUUGGCACGAAAUACCUUGAUAUUGCUUUGGAUGAUGUCAUUGAAGAACUCGGAAGCAAGGCGGAACCCGAUACAAGCUGUUUUGCAGUAGUUUCCACGACUACUAAAGUGAUGCAAUUAAUGCAAAAGCAUUUCCAAACUGCAGUGCUUCCACUCGUGGUGGGAACACCAUCUGUCCAUCGAAAUGUACUUGGAAGCAAAAACAAAUUCAUGGCAGCUUUAGAAAACAAGGCCAAUGAUGUGCUACGAAAGGAACUGGAAAGCAUAACAUCAUGGCUUAAGGAACUUUUAUCGCUUCAAAAACGAAAUGAUUUCAGGCCCAAGGACGAAGAUGUAAUAAUGAUGAGCAUGGGAACACAGCCUUGUGUUCAAACUGUUGACUUCAUAACGCGUAUCUACCGCGCCGCAUGUAAAUCACUACAAGGCAAAAACCUCGAAACGUUCUUGUUCAAUAUCGGUCAAAAGCUCCAUCUAAUGCUGCUUGAUCAUUUCAAGAAAUUUUACGUCACACCGACGGGAGGUCUUUUGGUGUCCAAAGAUAUCUCCAAGUAUGAAGAAGUCAUCCAGAUGUUCAAGAUACCCGCCCUCAACGACUUGUUUGAGAUGCUACGACAACUUGGCAAUAUCUUUUUAGUGAAGCCCGAGAUUCUCCGCUCGAUUCUUUCGGAGGGGUAUCUAGCCCGCCUAGAUCCCAGCAUGCUCUAUCCGUACCUGGAAAAGCGUGUGGACUUUAAGAGUGCCAAGCUGGAUCGCAUUCUGGGUGUUGUCGACGAAAAUGCUGCUACGGCUGCACCAGCAGACAGCAAGGCACAACGACGAUCGCUCUUUGUCAAUGAAAACACAGUGCUCAAGGAAAUGCGCAAAAACUACAACCGCGACUUUUUGAACCAGGAAUUCAUUGCAGCUUUUAAAAGCUAAAUAGCAAAGGCCUUAUUAAUCGCACCAACCAACUAUAAUGGAAUAGAUGCUACGCUAGUUACCAUCUUUUUUUAUUUUUUCUGUGCAUAACCGGUGCUGCACAUGCACACCUAUCCCUCCCCCUAUUUCUUACUCUUUCUUUCUUUUUUGCAUAUAACAAAAAGCCUCCUUUAUUUUUUCUACCAAUUUCAAAGCAUCUCUUAACGCCACUUAGUGUGUGUGCCAAGGUUAUCAACCCCUGGAUAUAUAUAUGUGCGUAUUGCCUGUGAAAAAGAUCCCCGAGUCAGCAUGGAAAAUUCCAGCGGAGUAAUUUGAUAUUGGGUUUA